Molecule: messenger RNA, 1954 nt
Organism: Girardinichthys multiradiatus
Lineage: Eukaryota; Metazoa; Chordata; Actinopteri; Cyprinodontiformes; Goodeidae
Exons: 5
Coding region: 23-865 (280 amino acids)
Biological process (GO): response to bacterium
Source: RefSeq, a predicted model, not a curated record
GUGGAAAAGAGGGAGGCCGAGCAUGUGUCUGGAUUCCCCUCGUCUCUUCAUCUGCUCCAGUCUGCUUGGCAUUCAUUCACCACGAGUGGCUGUGACCCCUGUUUUGGCAUGCAGCGAGGGACUUGUUUCCUGGAGUCAACGCUCCAUUUCUGCUUCAAUGCUGGAGACGACUGUAUGGCGUGGAGACAACGUCACCCUCUACUGUGACUGCAAAGUUUCGACUGGAGUAUAUAUAGUUUGGUUCAGGAAUUGUUCCCAUCAAUAUCAGCCUACUCUUGUUGUAAAAACGAUAUACCGAGAGAAAAAUCGUGAAUUCGAAAAUAUAUUUCCUCGUUUGAAAUUUUUAAAGAAUGAGUCGUCCAACUCGUAUGACCUGGUGAUCAGAAAUGUCACAAAUUCUGAUGAGGGACUUUAUUACUGUGGAACAUUUGAGACAAAGGUGGAAAAAGACACAAACAAAAACAUUUUAAGUAAAAAAAUUUACAUCUAUGGGAACACCACAAGAGUCUCAUUAUAUACAGGGUCCAAUUUCCUGCAUCCAAAUAUUUCCAGAACAGUUGAGGACUGUGGCGUGUGCUGGAAGCUGUUGUUCUCUGUGUGUCCGGCUGGUUCUGUUCUCUCAGCUCUCUUCUCCUCACUUUUGGUUUACCUGCUUUGUCAAAAGUCAGCAAACACUCAAGCUGAGAAAAACAGACGUGACACUUUAAGACAAACAGAAGAAACACAGGAUGAAAAUGUGUGUUAUGCUGCCCUUGAAAUCAAUCAGCCAUCACAGAGGACAAAAAGGAAGAGGACGAUCCAGAUUUCAGAUUUCAGCACAUACUCUGCCAUCAAGACAUUCCAUGUGGAGGAGAAUCAUAUUUAAGUUAGAGGUUAAAACAGAAAUAGAUGGGGAGUCUUUAUUGUAUUCUUUCGUCUUAUGUCCAUCUAAAACUGAAGACAAAUAAAAAAUGAGAAGCGUUCCGUCUUCAUAAAUAUGUAGUUUUCAGACAGCUUCUAAUGUGAUGGUAUUUAAAUCUCUCUUCAUCAGAAUGAAGCCCUUUUCACUCAUGGACUGACUUUUCCUGACCUAUCUGCAGUGACUUCAUGUCCGAAAGCAAAUGUAUUCAACAUUUAUUCUAGUAGUCUAGUGCGCCAUAUCGAAACAACUUUGCAAAAAACAGGAGGUAAUCUUCUAACACACCGUACUCUUUUCUAAUAAUAAUCUUUCUGUUAAUUUGCAGUAGCAAUAAUAAUACAUGCAUGUUUUCUUUUUUUGACUUUCGACAUAAAAAUAUGUUUGUUACCAAUUACAAUGUCAUUUACUUUAACUUGAAUUUAAUUUGUAAUGGCUUUGAACAUUUUAACAUCAGAUCUUCUUUGACAAUUUACUUUUACAACCAACUUUGUACUGUUCACCUGAAAAAUUAAGUCUGUUUUAAGUCUUUUACAAGUAAUAAAAUACAAAUUUCCACUUGUGGCCAUUUGCAGAGAAAUCCCAACCCAAUCAAAUUUAUAGAACUAAGCUUGAUUGAAUUUUUACAAGACAUCUCACAUAAUAUUUAAAAAAGCUACUUCAGGUUUAACUGACAGCUGUGAUAUUUUAGACUCAAACAGUGGUGUUAGAAUAUACACCAUGUUUAGUCAAUAAAGUCAUCAGGUAGGUGGCUUAUUGACAGAGGACAAGAUUUUCAAGUUAUUCAUAAAUGUGAGUUUUGUAAGAACUAAGUUUUAAAACCGUAACUUAAAUAAUUUAGUAAAAUAUUUUAAGAUGUGAAUAGUUGUUAAACCUGGAAGAGUCAUCAAGGCUACAAUUUCUAAGUGAAAACUAAAUUUUUGGAUCGUGGUCUGCUACCUCCAGCAACCAAGCCUGCCUGACAUCGACAUCACAUUCAAGCCAGAUUAUUGUGACCACAUGAUGUACUGUAUGUACACAUCAUGUUCAAUAAAACUCCAAAUACAGUAGUGUGAACAA